CCUCGACCUCCCAGGCAGGUCAGUUGCUCCAGGGACGCCGAGGUUGGCUGGCGGUGGGGGGGGGCCGGGCCGCUGGGGCUGCUCCUGUGCUGACACAUUAACUCUCAGAGGCCAGGAGGAGGGUGGAUGGUCACUCAUUACCGAGGGCCAAGGCCAAGGGGCUGGGUGGCGUCCGGUCACUUAUGUAACCUGUGGCAUAUAUACGGGCACCCGGGCCUGUGGAGCUCUGCCCCCUCUCAGGAUGAAGGUGGCUGUGGUGAGUACCCCGGACCCCGCACAGAUUGCUGCCUCGGGGAAAGGGCGGCAGCGCCGUGCCCUCUCCCAAAGGGUUUCUGCCGCCCGUUCAUCGGGGUCAAAGGUCUCCCUCCUUCCUGUCGUGGUCUAGCUGGGGCAAGGGUCGUGGGUCCAAGCCCCGGGCUCCCUGCGGACCCGGGUCUUGAGAAGGAGAUGCCGGGUAGGGGCGCUACCAGAGCCGUGCACCACUGGGGAAGCAGGCAUCCUCGGCGUCGACCCUGCAGGUACGGAUGCCAGGAGCCUGGAGUAUCCACCACUCCCGCGCUGCGAGGGGCCGGGCCCUGGGGCGCCCGCUGCCUCGCGGCUGCUCCGCUUCCAACAGUCUCGUGCCCCCUCGGGGGUGUCCUCCCUCCCUCACGGAGCUGGUGUUGUGGUGCAACAGGUUCACUCCCCCACCCAACCAGGACCCGGCCCCUUCCCUGGUCUACCGGCCUGAUAUGGAGCCAGAGGCGGCCAAAGACAAGGGCAGCUUCCGAAACUACACGUCGGGCCCUCUCCUGGACCGUGUCUUCGCCACCUACAAGCUCAUGCACACGUGGCAGACCGUGGACUUCGUCAGGAGGAAGCAUGCCCAGUUUGGGAGCUUCUCCUACAAGAGAAUGACUGCCAUGGAGGCUGUGGACAUGCUGGACGCGCUGGUGGACGAGUCGGACCCCGACGUGGACUUCCCCAACUCCUUCCACGCCUUCCAGACCGCCGAGGGCAUCCGGAAGGCCCAUCCCGACAAGGACUGGUUCCACCUCGUCGGGCUCCUGCACGACCUGGGGAAGGUCCUGGCUCUGGCAGGGGAGCCCCAGUGGGCAGUCGUUGGAGACACCUUCCCAGUUGGCUGCCGUCCCCAGGGCUCUGUGCUUUUCUGUGACUCUACCUUCCAGGACAACGCUGACCUCCAGGACCCUCUGUACAGCACAGAGCUUGGCAUGUACCAGCCCCACUGUGGGCUCGAGAACGUCCUCAUGUCAUGGGGCCAUGACGAGUACAUGUACCAGAUGAUGAAGUUCAACAGAUUCUCCCUCCCCCCGGAGGCCUUCUACAUCAUCCGGUUCCACUCCUUCUACCCGUGGCACACGGGCGGCGACUACCAGCGGCUGUGCAACGAGCGGGACUUGGCCAUGCUGCCCUGGGUGCAGGAGUUCAACAAGUUCGAUCUCUACACCAAGAGCUCUGACCUGCCAGAUGUGGACAAGCUGCGGCCCUACUACCAGGGGCUCAUUGACAAGUACUGCCCCGGUGUCCUCCACUGGUGACCGGCCUGCCCAGCCUGCCCGCGCCCGGCUGGGUGCCCUGGGGUGACAGCCACUGUCAGGCACGGUGGCGACCCACCCUGGCCUUUCUAGGGGACCCCACAUACCCAACUGCAUUCCCUGCCCUGUUGGCCCCUCUCCCCGGUUGCAAUAAAGACUUUGAAGCAGCUCGUGAGUCGGACCCUCACACCCUGAUAGAGGCCGAGGCGUGUCGUGGCAGGGCAGUCACUUGUGGGGGCGGGGGGCGAGAGAGGCAAGUCCGCGGUCGCGUGGACACGCACGCCCAGCUGUUCCUGCUGCCAUAAAUGUCUUGCUUGUCCUCCCCGCUCUGGUGUCGGAACGUGGACUCACCCUGCCCACCUCCACGUUCUGAAAACAGCCACCAAGUCCUCUGGGCUCAGAACCCUUAGAGAAAACAAUGCAAAAUACCUGACAGCUAGAAAAACGCACUACAGGAAACAUCAUGAUAAAUGUUCAGGUUACCUGCCAUGAACAUGACCCACGAAAACACACCGAGACACCCUCCGUGGGCCCCAGGUGCAGCCCUCACCUUGGCCGACAAUCACCUUCUUUGCCUUGUGGUUUCGCCCCCCAAGUGUGCACCCCUCAUGCUGCAGUUCAGCGUCAGCCUUCCCUCUACUAGCGGUUUAUUCCUUCGAAGAAAGUGGCUCGUGUGUCUAGGGACUUCCUGUUGGGAUUUGCUGGUUGCGUCCCCAUGACAUCUAUGAAUAUACUUUCCUCCAUCUCUCUUGCUAAUUGGUAAAUAAAUUUCGAGGCUUAGUCAGAUUCAGGUUUGACUUGUUGAGGGCAGGGGAGCCCUAGAGGUGGGGGCUGUGCUUUAUCAGGGAGCCCCGCUGUUUCCCGUGCUGUCAGAAGCUGCUGUGUGGCAGUUUCGGGUCUAAGAACACCCUCCAACGGAUAGAGUGAGAACAGCAAGGCUCCAGUUCCAUCUUCACUCACCUGGUAGGACCCGGCGGUAAAGAGCAGCUCCCCUGGUGCUGUUUGGUUCCUGUUUACGGAGGAAGGGGAAGUAAAUGCUCCUGU
Kogia breviceps (pygmy sperm whale) is the source of this 2582-nucleotide messenger RNA. The record is from RefSeq and is a predicted model, not a curated record. NCBI's taxonomy places the organism in Eukaryota, Metazoa, Chordata, Mammalia, Artiodactyla, Physeteridae.